This is a messenger RNA of Erinaceus europaeus (western European hedgehog), 4400 nucleotides long. Its product is annotated as general transcription factor II-I repeat domain-containing protein 2A-like. Bases 373 to 3219 code for a protein of 948 amino acids. The transcript is spliced from 16 exons. NCBI's taxonomy places the organism in Eukaryota, Metazoa, Chordata, Mammalia, Eulipotyphla, Erinaceidae. The record is from RefSeq and is a predicted model, not a curated record. Gene Ontology annotation, cellular component: nucleus.
AGGAGAAUUCGGUGCUGUGGUUACUUCCACCCUGCCUCCUCUCUCCAAAGCAAACAAACACAGCUGCAGGUUGCAAGAAAAAAAAAAAAGCUGACCGGAGGGGGGUGACGGCCGGGAGCUCCCGGGGCGCUGGGGCCCGGCCACCGGAAACGGCGGCCCCCACUUGGGGCGCUGCGGACACACCAGUGAGACCGCCUUCCAGGAAGCCAAAAAAUUAAAAAAAUAAAGAGGGAAAGAGAGACAAAGGAGGGAGAGUGUGGAGAGCAGGCCUGGCGCCGCGCCCGCCUCCCCGCCUCCCCGCCGCCCGCGCCGGGAACCUCAGAUGUAUAUCAUCUCAUUUCAAGUGCACCAUGCUCCUCUGCCGCAGGGACCAUGGCCCAGGUAGCCAUGUCGACGCUGCCCGUGGAAGAUGACGAGUCAUCAGAGAGCAGGAUGGUGGUGACCUUCCUCAUGUCCGCUCUGGAGUCCAUGUGUAAGGAGCUGGCCAAGUCCAAAGCAGAAGUGGCCUGCAUCGCGGUGUACGAGACGGAUGUAUUUGUGGUGGGAACCCAGAGAGGACGGGCCUUUGUCAACACCAGGAUGGACUUGCAGAAGGAUUUUGCAAAGUUUUGUGCCGGGGAAGGGGUGUCAGAGGUGGAACCCCCCUGCCCUGCGACCAGAGUGCAGACGAGAGCAGGAGAGAGAGAAGAGCUUAGCAGGGCAGUGGACGACCACUUCCGCUACUGCUAUGGUAAAGCCUUGGGGACACAGGUGAGGGUCCCUGUCCCCUACGGGCAGAUGCUGAGAGACCCUGAGGCUGUGAGUGUGCGGGGCCUUCCCGAAGGUGUAGCCCCCCAGAACCCCGAGAAUUAUGACCUUGUGACCCUGCAGUGGAUUUGGGAGAACAAAGCAGGAAUGUCCUUCAUCAUAAAUAGGCCUUUCCUGGGUCCCCUGGGUCAGCCAGGUGACCCUGGGCCAAUGACAGUGACAUCAGCCAGAGAAAGCGGGAACCCCAGCACUGUGAAGGCUGAACCCCUGGAAGAUGCCGGAAAAAAUGGCCGCCAGGAGCAGUGGAUUCCUAGUGCUGGCACUGAGCCCAGCAAUAACCCUGAAGGAAAGAAGAGAAGUGGGUUACCAAGCACAGCAGCUGUGACAGUCAAGAAGGAGUUGGAAGAUCCCAGUUACUACCAGAGCUCCCUGCAAGAUGUCACCCAGCUCAGCCCUUCGGAAACUCGCGAGGCCCCUGUCGCAGAGGUGAAAGUUGAAGGGAACACUAAUUCAUCCAGCAGUGCCAAUUCAGCGACAGGUGUGGAAGAUCUCAACAUUGUCCAGGUGACAGACCCAGAUAAUGAGAAGGAAACUGUAACAGGCACUGAAAAGAUCAAACAAAUUCGAGAGCAAGUCAAUGACCUCUUCCGGCGGAAAUUCGGUGAAGCGGUGGGUGUGGACUUCCCGGUGAAGGUGCCCUACCGGAAGAUCACAUUCAACCCGGGCUGCGUGCAAGUCCACGGCCUGCCCCGCGGUGUGGUGUUCAAGGCCCCAGGAUACCUGGAGACGAGCUCCAUGCAGAAGAUCCUGGAGGCUGCAGACAGCAUUAAGUUCACCAUCGUGCGGCCGCUUCCAGGCCUCGAGCUGAGCAGUGUGGGGAAACGGAAGAUCGACCAGGAGGGCCGGGUGUUCCAGGAGAAGUGGGAGCAGGCCUACUUCUUCGCCGAGGUGCAGAGCAUGCCCGUGUGCCUCGUGUGCAAGCAGAGCAUGGCGGUGGCCAAGGAAUACAACCUGCGGCGCCACUACCAGACCCACCACAGUCACCACUAUGACCAGUACACUGGGCUGGGCCGAGAGCACAAGCUGCAGCAGCUCAAGGCAGCCCUCCGAGGCUACCUGCUGGGCCCAGCUGGCCCCAUGUGCCCGCAGCACCUCCGGGCACUGGCCAGGGAGGCCCCGGCCAUGGAGACCACCCGGCCCACGGACGACUCUGCCGGACCCCCGUGGCAGAAGCUGCGGGAGAAGCUCCGCGCCUUUGUGGCCUACUCGCUGGCCAUCGACGAGAUCACGGACAUCAACAACACAGCUCAGCUGGCCCUCUUCAUCCGUGGUGUAGACACCGACCUCGAGGCGUCGGAGGAGCUGCUGGACACUGUGCCCAUCACGGGUGCCCGCUCGGCCCAAGUCUUCUCACGGGUGGAGAGGAGCCUCCACAAGUUCAGCAUCGACUGGGCCAAGCUGGUGAGCGUGGCAUCCACGGGCACGCCGGCCAUGGUGGGCGCGGGCGACGGGCUGGUGCCCCGGCUGCAGGCCAGGGCGGGCCCUGGGGUGCGCUCUCUGCGUUGCGUCCUGCGCCCCGAAGCCCUGGGUGUCGAGGCCCUGAAGAUGGGCCACGUCAUGAGUGUGGUGCGGAGCGCGGUGGCCUGCAUCCGCCUGCGGGGCUCGAACUGCGGCCCCUUCUCCGCGCUGCUGGGCGAGCUAGACGCCCAGUACGGCAGCCUUCUACGCCAGGCCGAGCUGCGCUGGCUGGGCCGCGGGCUGGUGUUGCGGUGUUUCCUUGACUCCCUGGAGGACAUCGACGCCUUCCUGGCCGCUCGAGGUCGGCCGCUGGAGCAGCUUCGGGACCCAGCCUGGGUGCGAGACCUGGCCUUCCUGGCCGACGUGACCGUGCACCUCAACGGCCUGCACCUGUCGCUGCUGGGCCCGGCCCAGCUGGUGACGCAGCUGCGGGACAUCCUGGGAGCCUUCGAGGCCAAGCUGGCGGCGUGGGAGGACCAUCUGGCUCGGGACCACCUGGCCUACUUCCCCAGCCUACGGGCGGCCUCCCAUGGUGGGCGCUAUGGCCCCUGCUACGUGCCCCGGCUGGCCGCGCUCCGGGCCGAGCUGCGCCGGCGGCUGGGCGACUUCCAGCUCUGUGAGUCCGAGCUGCGCCUGUUCAGCGCCCCGUUCUCGGUGCAGGCGGAUGGUGCCCCCGAGGCCCUGCGGGCCGAGCUCACAGAGCUGCAGCGUGACUUGGGGCUCCAGGCCCGUUACCAGGAGGCGGCCGGGGGCCCUGACUUCUACAGGCACCUGGCUGGGGCCCGCUUCCCCCUGCUCCGCAGCCACUGCGCCCGAGUCCUGUCCAUGUUCGGCAGUACCCACAUCUGCGAGCAGCUCUUCUCCAUCAUGAAACUCAGCAAGGCCAAAGUGGGCACCCAGCCCGCUGCCACCACCACCCAGUGGGACUCGGUCCUCCACGUGGCCACCGGCUGACAGGCUGACCCCGCCAACACCUUUAAGUGGCCUGUCAUUAAAAAAAAAAAAAAGAGUCGGGCGGUAGCGCAGCAGGUUAAGCACAUGUGGCGUAAAGCACACGUAUCCCAGUUGGAUCCCCCGGCUCCCCACCUGCAGGGGAGCUGCUUCACAGGCGGUGAAGCAGGUCUGCAGGCAUCUCUCUGUCUCUCUUCCUCUUUAUCUCCCCCUUCUCUCUCAAUUUCUCUCUGCCUCUAUCCAAUAACAAAUAAAUAAAUUUAAAAGAAAAAUUAAAAAUAAAGGGGGCCAAGUGGUGGCACACCUGGUUAAGUUCACACAUUACAGUGCGCAAGGACCCAGGUUCAAGCCCCUGGUCCUCACCUGCAGGGGCAAAGCUCCGAGAGUGGUGAAGCAGGGAUGCAGGUGUCUCUCUCCCUCUCUAUCUUUCCCUCCCCUCUCAAUUUCUAUCUCUACCAAUAAUAAAUAAAAAUCUUCAAUGGCCAAAGAACAAAGUGUAAGGAUCAUGGUUUGAGCCCCUGGCUCCCCAUCUGCAGGAGGGUCACUUCACAAGUGGUGAAGCAGGUGUGCGGGUGUUUAUCUUUCGCCCUCUCUAUCCUAUCAAAAAUAAAUUUAAAGUAAAGAGAUGAAAGACAACUACCAGAUAGUUUCACUCAUGUGGAAUCUAGAGACCUGAUUCACAUGAACUUGCCAAAACAAACAAAAUAAAACAAACAAAAAAAGCAGGCAAACUAUAAGACUCAUUAUGGUUCUCUUUGGGAGGUGGGAGGGUGAGGAUAGGGAACUUUGGUGAUGGGUGUGGUGUGGAACUACACACUGUCUUCUUAUAAUCUUGUAACAAAUUAUUAAUAACAAAAAAAUUUAAGAAAAUGCAGGAUAAUAAAUUUGGGCUAAAUAAAUUUAAAAAAAAAUUUUUUAAUGGCCACAGGAGCUGUGGAUUCUGGCCGCAGGAGCUAUGGAUUCGUGUGCAGGCACCAAGCCCCAGCAAUAACCCUGGAGGCAAACCAACAAACAAAAACAAAAAACAAGGGCAGGGGAGACAGCAUACUGGUGAUGCAAAGAGACUCUCCUGUCUGCCUGAGGCUCUGAGGUACCAGGUUCAAUUCCUAGCACCACCAUCAGCCAGAGCUGAGCAAGAUUCUGGCAAAUAUAAUAAUGGUAAUAAAAAUAAUAACUCCUGAAGG